AACUUUCUAUAAUUCCAAAUAAUCUUUUAUAAUCUUUCUGUAUGGUUGCAAUGGGUGGACGGGUGGUGUAAUUAACUACAUUCCACUUAUAUUUUACAGUCUGUUCUGAAAUUUUAAGGCAGUGUUGGGAUGAUUCAUUAUUCUGUAGUUGAAUUGGCUGGUGGCACAAAAUGGAGCACGGAUCUAACAACAGCUGAAAAGAUUCAAAAUAGAAUGAAAAAGUCAAAUAGGUUGAAUGGCUGUCUGUUGUUCUUGCCAUUUCUUAUUUUGUUAUGUAUAAAUUUAAAUGAUCAAUUAUUGAUAACCUUUUCAGGUUCACAAAAACUUGGCCUUCCAAAAAAGGGGCAUAUACUGGUCCUGGAAACUGACGGAACUGAGAUUGAUGAUGACAAAAUCUUAUUGGAGAUGCAAUCAGAAUCUUUAAUAAUACUGAUGGAAGGAGAGAGCUGGAUCCCACAGAUACCCAUAGAAGAACAAGUGAACAUAACAUCAAUUGAGCAGAAGUCUGAUUCUGAAAAAAUAAAUGAAAUCAUAUCCCUUGACUCCGCAGCAUACAUGGAAUCUUUUGCAAAUCGGAGAUGUUCAACAGUGGAUGAUAGAACCCCUCUGCCUCCAUUUUCUGACCUGGUGCAUAGAAGUCUUCUGGCUGGCAAUUCAAGAGGGAUAUGGCAUAAAAUGGUUGAUGAAGCAUCUAAUUAUUACCUGGCUAAUUAUCGCAGCCUAAGUGACAGGCCAUUGGAAAAAAGCUGUAUAGCAAAUACCCAUGCAUUAAGCAUGAAGGGAAUGAACCGUGGGCAAGAUGGAAUUCAAUCCUUAUUUUCUAAGUGCCUCAGUCAGAAGAUGAGGCACAUGAGGUGGUCUUUAAAAAGGAAAAACCUGCCCAUUGACUCCAAUUCGGCACCAAUUAUGGCAAAGAAAGCCCAGGUACCUACCAUACAGAGGCGUGAAGAACGGCCCGAUGAAGAAUACGACCGCCAUGUCGAAGAAUUAAGAAAAGAAUUUGACAAAAAUAAGCCUGAUGACAAUCACAUAGACAUUCUUCUUAAAGAAACGUUUGGCAAUCGUCGAUUGUGGCUGACCACUCUUCCAGCUGGAAGAAUUAAACCAAUUGUUGAAGUUUACCCUUGUUUUGAAUGGGGACAAUUUGUAAUGGGUGAAUUUGCAAUGGUCCUUGGAAGUACAUGAUUUGAAACAUUGUGCAAAAGGGCUGAACAGGUUAGGACGGUCUCUGAGUUACUGAUUGGAUCCAAGAAAGAGGUGAGGAAAUAAACGAUCACAAAACACAUUGUAUUCUUGUGAAUGACUUGUGGCUUUGCCAGCUGGAAACGCACGAAGGUAACAAACAAAAAGAACAACAAACCUCCUCCCUCUCCCCCUUCACACCCCGCCACUGUACAAAGCAAUUACUUAUACAAAGGUCAUUACCCCCACCCCAUUUUUCUUUUCAGGGAGAUCUCAGAAUGCUACCUGUAAUUCAGCUCAUUGAAGAAAAAACUAAAUUUGAUGAAGGAAAGGGGAAAAAGUCAGUUUCGGUCAUCACUGUA
This is a messenger RNA of Acipenser ruthenus (sterlet), 1544 nucleotides long. RefSeq lists its product as uncharacterized. The coding region runs from base 130 to 1185 and encodes 351 amino acids. The transcript has 4 exons. Lineage: Eukaryota; Metazoa; Chordata; Actinopteri; Acipenseriformes; Acipenseridae. The record is from RefSeq and is a predicted model, not a curated record. Gene Ontology annotation, biological process: apoptotic process.